CCCAUAACACCGAAAAAAAAAAGUUUGCAGACUUCCACUCGCUACUAUACCGUACCUCAGCCUCCAUUUUCUUAUCUUUCCUCACACCUCCGCUCAACACACACCGCCAGUCUCCGCAACUCCACCGUCGGCGGUAGCUCCACCUUCACUUUUUUUUUUCUAUUCAUGCUUCUGAGUUGGUAAAAUAUCUUUCGUCAUGAGGCUGAUCAAAAGGGUUUUCCCUUCAAACUCUCUCUUGUUCAGAUUACUCUCAUCUUAUUCCCAUUAUUCUACUUAUUCCUCCUCUUUCUCCAUUUUCAACCCUAAUUCACUGCCACUGUCUUCUUCUUCUUCUUCUUUUGCUUCCUCCUCCAACUUCGACUUGUUCCGUGCUCCAUGGUCCACACUUCAAUCCCGCGGAAUCAAAGUCUCAGCUUCUGAUGUUAGAGUCGGGAACAUCAUUGAAAAGCAAGGGCGCUUUUUUGAGGUUCUUAAAGCUGAUCAUUCUCAUGAAGGAAGAGGAAAAGCUACAAUAAAGGUGGAGCUUCGUGACAUUGCCCAGGGGAACAAGGUAACACAUCGAAUGAAUACAGAUGACAAUAUUGAAAGAGCUUUUGUUAAUGAAAAGACCUUCAUGUAUAUGUGCAUGGAUCAUGAUGGAACUGUAGUUCUAAUGGACCCUAAUACCUUUGAUCAGAUAGAAGUUUCCAGAGACUUGUUUGGCAAAAAUGCUUCAUAUCUACAAGGUGAAAUGAAAGUUAAGGUGCAAUUUUUUGAUGAGAAACCUUUAUCUGCAUCAGUUCCUAAACGGGUAACAUGUACUGUGAAAGAAGGUAUUGCAGCCACUCCAAGGAACAAAAAGGUGGUACUGGAGAAUGGCAUUAUAGUUGAAGUUCCACCACACAUUAUUGCUGGUGAUGCUAUAAUUAUUAAUACAGAGGAUGACUCUUACAUGGAAAGGGCCAAAGCAUAGCAACUCCAAUGACGAUUUGAGAAGAGACCUGCAUAAUACAAACAUCCAUCAUACAGUGCUGGUGUCCGAGUUUUGAAUUGGAUAAUGUGACUCACAGGAAGAGUAUUCUAUUCAUUUUUGUCAUUUAACCCCCGUUGAUAAUAAGCUGGUCUCGAUUUAGUAGCUGGUAUUUUAAACUGGUUUUCAUGCUUAUUCUGAUUGUUGGUUCAGUUAUUGAGGAAGGAAGCUCUGGAAAACUUGGGUUACAGUAAACCACUUGAGAAAGUUGUAAGUUUAAUUUUCUUUGUGCCUAUGAGGUUAGGCUAGCAAUGAAAUAACGGAUUUUGUAAAAGAUCUGAACCAUAGAUGGCAUGAUUUUUAUUUUUAUUUUAUUUUUUUA
Molecule: messenger RNA, 1331 nt
Organism: Arachis stenosperma
Lineage: Eukaryota; Viridiplantae; Streptophyta; Magnoliopsida; Fabales; Fabaceae
Exons: 11
Coding region: 197-952 (251 amino acids)
Biological process (GO): translational elongation; peptide biosynthetic process
Cellular component (GO): cytoplasm
Molecular function (GO): translation elongation factor activity
Source: RefSeq, a predicted model, not a curated record